AUGGACUACCCCGCCCCCAGAAUUCACCCGCCCAUCACGAUGGACACUGAACAGCCCGUUAUAUGCAUCAGAUAUCGCGCCGCCUGGCCUUCCCUUCCCCGACUGCCCCUAGACAAUUCACGAACGCAACUACCAACCAGUAUCCAGGAUCGACAAGGCCAAAUCUUCGACCGAGUUGAGAGGAUCCUCCGAAAGAACAACAUCCUAGGGCCAGAGACUGAAAUCGAACUGGUUGUACGCCGAAUGAACCCAACUGUCUUGAUCAAAUCAUCAUGGAAGCAAGACAGCAAGACAAAGUGGGCGCAAGCGGUCGAACAAAUCGUGGAUGCCAUGAAGAAACACUUCCGAAGCGCAAUCGAGAGAGGCCUUCACGUUGAGAUGAUAGCACCGCAAAAGUACGAGACGGUGUACAUCGGCGUGGUGGAGGAAGAAGAGGUACCAUGGGACGACAUUCGAGCUAUUGCCAAGCGCCAUCUCGACUCCUCUUCCGCAACACGCAACUUUCUAAGCACUCUCACCCUCACCAGAAGAGGAUUCUCCAAGCCCGAGGAGAACCCGAUCACCGUGUUCAUUGGAUGCCUUGAAGAUUCCGACGAGACCAAGUGGGAUGAGAUUAUUGAUGGCAUCGAGUCCGAGUUUCGUGAGAGGGGAUGGAUGGACAUUGUUGUGCACAUUGAGCACAAUUGGCCAUUCACUAGGAUGACUAUUGACUAA
Messenger RNA from Fusarium subglutinans, 714 nucleotides. RefSeq lists its product as uncharacterized. Lineage: Eukaryota; Fungi; Ascomycota; Sordariomycetes; Hypocreales; Nectriaceae. Bases 1 to 714 code for a protein of 237 amino acids. The transcript has a single exon. The record is from RefSeq and is a predicted model, not a curated record.